CUUAACUUUCAAUCAUUAGUAUUGUUUGUAGCUCCCGUCAGAAAUCCAAAUUGCUUCGAUCCAACCAUCACAAACGUGACAUUUUUGCUUCCAUCUGAAAUGAAGAUAGCUCAUUCCUUGUUUCGCCGACUGGCGGCAUCUUCCCGUCCGGCCGCUGCGGUCCAAACGACUCUCUCACCCUUCCGGGGGGCGAUGGGAUCGGCCGCUAGCAGUGCAGCGAGUGCUUUCUUCUGUUCUGGAACACCGGUCGAUAUGCCCCUCUCGGCUAUUUCCAACCAUCCAAGCGCCGGUUCACGGUCGUUUUCCUCGAAGUCUAACCUGCUGGAAAUCCUGUCACGAGAAGAACAAGAGGAAAUUGAAACCGGGAACACGGAAAUGCCCCCAGAGCUGUCUGACCUAAAGGCAACGAUCGAAAAGUCUUGGAAAAUUGUCGAAGACGGCGCUACCACGAACUUUUUCCGAAUCGAAAGCUCUUCCAGCAACAAAAUCCAGGUAUCCUUUCAUUGCCAGGACACGCUAGAGGUCGAGGAACCCGAAUACGACGACAGCAUGGAGGAGGACAGCGACGAGGAGGAAGACGAGGCCUCAGCUCCCGUUCGGUUCACGGUGACCGUGACAAAGGCCGGAAAAUCUCUGAACUUUGCCUGCUUUUCGGAGUACGGCCAGGUCAAGGUGGAGGGUGUUUCCACGACGAGCUAUUCCACGGCUGAAUACGUCCACGAGAACCAGGGCACGCUCCCCAAGCACGAAUAUCAGGGCCCGGAUUUCACGGAACUUGCCGAGGACCUACAGGAAGGCCUGGCCGAAUACCUGGACGAGGAGUGUGGCGUGGAUUCCGACAUGGCCGCCUUUAUCGCAAUGUUUGCUGACUAUAGGGAGGAAUUACAGUACGUGGACUUUCUCAAACAGGCCCAGUCCAUUGUAUCAUGACCGGCGACGACCAUAGCCCUUUAGACAAGCUGCAAUGCGUGCUUGAGGCACAAGCUUCGCGUUGGACCGUAAAAGGAAAGAAUAGAUUUAGCUAGGCGGU
Messenger RNA from Pseudo-nitzschia multistriata, 1030 nucleotides. The record is from the annotation of a GenBank genome assembly. NCBI's taxonomy places the organism in Eukaryota, Bacillariophyta, Bacillariophyceae, Bacillariales, Bacillariaceae.